UCGACUCAGUCUAGUUUGUGCAGUCCUGCGAGUAACGGUUUUCUAGUGAGUUGGGUAGGAGGAUACCUAUCGUGUAGUGUUGACGCUACUUAGUUCCGGUACAAGUUGCUCUAGUCGUUUCCCUUUUGCACUUCCGCGUUUCUGCGGUCAGUGAACGUGAUCCCCUCGGCGUAUAGGAAAAGUUUUCCCUUUCACGAGAAGGCGGAAUUCAAGCUGCACAAAUGGAACGAAAGAAAAACCGCGGAAACCGGAGACGAAGAAAAAAACAUCCACUUCACCAGCACGGGUCGACGUAAAUCCAUGCUUGCACCGAUUCUAUCCAAGCUGAAAGUGAAUGUGGAUUCUUAUGAAUAUGAGAAGAAUGACGGGUCAUUGUCGAUAUCAAUGGAGAAAUUCCCCGCCAGAAAAGUUAAAAGACAUAGCAUCCAUGGAAUGAUGGAGGAGGAGAACAUUGUCAGGCCCCAUCAGGAAAUCCAACAGCUAACCCUUGAUGAGAAAAAGUUCCUUCUGGCGGUGGAGCGAGGUGACAUGGCAGGAACAAGAAGGAUGCUUCAACAGGUGCAGGAGACUGGUUACUUCAACAUAAACUGCGUAGACCCCCUAGGACGAACGGCACUCUUGAUGGCUAUAGACAACGAAAACUUAGAAAUGGUAGAGUUACUUAUCAAUUACAACGUCGAUACAAAAGAUGCCCUCCUGCACGCGAUUUCGGAAGAGUUUGUGGAAGCUGUUGAAGUACUUCUUGACCAUGAAGAUAUUAACCUGCAAAAUAAUGGCGCACAUGUAAGGAGAGAUAUUGAUGAGAGUGUAGGGCACGCAGGUGAUAACUUUUGUUGCUUACAGAACUGGGAAACAACACCAGAAGAUACGUCUACUUUCACGCCUGACAUAACACCCUUAAUAUUAGCGGCGCAUCGUGAUAAUUAUGAAAUAAUCAAAAUUUUGCUCGAUCGAGGAUCAAUCCUUCCCAUGCCUCAUGAUGUACGAUGCGGCUGCGAUGAAUGUGUACUAUCUCGUCUCGAGGACUCUCUACGGCAUUCCAGGUCUAGAAUUAAUGCAUAUCGUGCCUUGGCUAGUCCCAGUCUUAUAGCUUUAUCAUCGAAGGAUCCAAUAUUAACGGCAUUCGAACUUUCAUGGGAAUUGCGUAGAUUAAGUUUUCUUGAACAUGAAUUUAAGAGCGAAUAUCAGGAGCUAAGGAAGCAAUGUCAGGAUUUUGCUACAGCGCUCUUAGAUCACACAAGAACGUCCAAUGAAUUAGAGAUACUACUCAAUCAUGAUCCCACCGCUCCCGUCUAUGAACAUGGGCAAAGAAUGCAUUUGAAUAGGCUUAAGCUGGCGAUAAAACUCCGACAGAAAAAGUUUGUCGCACAUCCAAACGUCCAACAAUUGCUUGCAAGCAUCUGGUAUGAAGGACUGCCAGGAUUUCGGAGGAAAAACAUGGUCCUACAAGCGCUUGAAAUUAUCCGCAUCGGUAUAUUAUUCCCGUUGUUCUCACUGGCCUACAUAAUUGCACCAUAUUCAACCAUAGGACAAACCAUGCGGAAGCCCUUCAUUAAAUUUAUUUGCCACAGUGCGUCAUAUUUCACAUUUUUAUUUUUGUUGAUGCUUGCUUCCCAGCGAAUUGAAACGUUUAUCGGCGGAUGGUUCUGGCAUCCUACAGCCAUCAUUCAGGACGAGGUGCCGACGAAAAGAGGUGCGAAACCCACGUUUAUAGAAUGGAUGAUAUUGGCGUGGGUCAGCGGACUCAUCUGGAGUGAAGUGAAGCAGUUGUGGGAUGUUGGGUUGCAGGAAUACUUGAAUGACAUGUGGAAUGUGAUUGACUUCGUGACGAACUCUCUUUACGUGGCUACAGUUGCACUGAGGGUUGUAUCCUUUGUCCAGGUCCGAAAAGAGAUGGCCACAAAUCGUAAUGCUGCCGAUUUACCACGUGAAAAAUGGGAUACAUGGGACCCAAUGCUGAUUUCAGAAGGACUUUUUAGCGCUGCCAAUAUUUUUAGUUCUCUGAAAUUGGUUUAUAUUUUUUCUGUGAACCCAUAUUUGGGACCAUUACAGGUUUCACUAUCUCGCAUGAUCAUGGACAUCAUGAAGUUCUUUUUCUUAUAUGUCCUGGUCCUUUUUGCAUUUAGCAGUGGCUUGAAUCAGUUAUUAUGGUAUUAUGCAGACCUGGAGAAGAAGCGCUGCCCAGAGGUUUCACUAAAUAUGCCUAUGAAUGGUACUGCAGACCCCAAUGCGUGUAUUGUUUGGAGGCGGUUUGCAAAUCUUUUCGAAACCAUACAAACAUUAUUUUGGGCCGUUUUCGGCCUCAUCGAUUUGGACAGUUUUGAGUUGGAUGGUAUAAAAGUUUUUACACGAUUUUGGGGGAUGCUGAUGUUUGGAACGUAUUCUGUUAUAAACAUUGUUGUAUUGCUGAAUUUGCUUAUUGCUAUGAUGAAUCAUUCCUAUCAAUUGAUCUCGGAACGAGCCGAUAUAGAGUGGAAAUUCGCUCGAUCGAAGCUCUGGAUUAGUUACUUCGAAGAAGGCGGGACAAGCCCACCCCCGUUUAACAUCAUACCAACCCCCAAGUCUCUUUGGUACGGAUUUAGGUGGUUGAGGCGAAUAUUCUGCAGCUCAUCUUCAGCGGCUCGGCGUGAACAUUUGAAAACUAUAAGGAAGAAAGCGCAACAAGCAAACGAUCGUGACUUUAAAUACCAGCAAAUUAUGAGAAACCUCGUGAGACGCUAUGUAACGGUCGAGCAACGUAAAGCAGAAUCUCAGGGUGUCACAGAAGAUGAUGUAAAUGAGAUAAAACAAGACAUAUCAGCAUUCCGAUGUGAACUAGUCGAGAUACUCAAAAAUAGUGGAAUGGACACCAAUGUAUCAGCGAGCCAAGGAACCGGUGGAAAAAAGAACCGACAGAAGGAACGCCGUCUAAUGAAGGGUUUCAACAUAGCACCGCCUGGCUCAUCAAACUCUCUAGCUCCAGUCUCUGAGUUUGCAACUUCACUGGACCAUUUUGAAAACAACCAAGACAUGCUUGGAUCAACUUUUUCAAAUAUCUUCAAUCCCCACUUCUUACACCGAAAACCAUGUUGCAUCAACCCAACAUGUGGGAUGAUGCUAAUCAAAGAUCCCAGCAUGAGUAUGCAUGGCUCAAACUCAAAAAUAAAUAAAUGUGGAGCAAAAACGUACACCAAACGAUUAGCGAACCAGAAGAAGAGAUGGGGCACCCUAAUCGAAGCUGCAAAGGCCGGCAACGUUUCACGAAUACUUGGACGAUCCCGAUCUGAAGAUUCGGUUUACGGAGUAAUAAAUCCAAAUAUGAACGCACAACAUCUACCACCCGAAUCGGGAAUGACCGAGGCAAGUCAACCAAAAUCAGGUCUAAAUGCCAUGGCGGCUUUAAAGCGGAAAAGAAAGAAAUUCUCUUCAAGCAAAAAUUCAAGUCCAGUUCUGGACUCUGUGUCGAUUAACCCUGAUCCCUCUAAUGAAAGGGCUAUCAAGCGAGUCUCUAGCUUCCCCGCAUGUCCAACCACUGGAGAUAUUUCGGCAAAGCCUCGACGUCAUGAGCACACCCAGAGUCAGCAUGAAUCCGAUGAACUGCCACCAGAAUAUUCAGUGCCUGACGGAACACAGAUGGAGCCAUUGAGUACAGCUGGGAAUUCGCGGGAACCAUUACUUAAUGCUUCGGUCACAUCGAAUGUAACCAACUAAGGAGCGAGCGCACAUUAUAUACGAUAUGUUAACCAAAUGGAAGUAAACAAAGGAAAUUUAUAUCAACGUUAGUUGCAUAUUAUGUACACUGUUUUAAGUACUUUAUUAUCAUAAUAUAGACAUGUAAUAUGAAAAGCAA
Messenger RNA from Hermetia illucens (black soldier fly), 3829 nucleotides. RefSeq names its product transient receptor potential-gamma protein (gene Trpgamma). Gene Ontology annotation, biological process: manganese ion transport; calcium ion transmembrane transport; regulation of cytosolic calcium ion concentration. The transcript has 21 exons. Bases 301 to 3690 code for a protein of 1129 amino acids. Gene Ontology annotation, molecular function: store-operated calcium channel activity; protein binding; inositol 1,4,5 trisphosphate binding. Lineage: Eukaryota; Metazoa; Arthropoda; Insecta; Diptera; Stratiomyidae. Gene Ontology annotation, cellular component: membrane; cation channel complex. The record is from RefSeq and is a predicted model, not a curated record.